GACGCCCCCGGCGCGCGGAGCAUGCGCCGCACGCUCCUGACGCCCUGCGGGACGCGGAAGUCGAGCGGUGCCAGCUCGAGCGCCGGCGGCCAGUUGUUAUGUGAACGUGACCCGUCCCCGCUCCGCCGGCAUGGAGCAGGACCGCGGUCGCCGGCACCCCAAGCUGCUGUGGGCUGCGCAUGCGCGUUUCCGGGAGCAGCUGUUCGAGGCAGCCGAGGCGCUGUACAGCCGCUUUAUCGCGGACUGCGCAUGCGCAGCCGGGGGCUCCUCCCGCUCCAGCGAAUGUGCUGCUCGAGACCUUGCGACCGCAUUUAAUAACCGGGGACAGAUCAAGUACUUAAGAGUUGACUUCUAUGAGGCGAUGGAUGACUACACCUCAGCCAUUCAAACACAACCAGACUUUGAAAUUCCGUAUUAUAACAGAGGAUUAAUAUUGUAUAGGCUAGGGCACUUUGAUGAGGCACUGAAAGAUUUCAAGACGGUUUUAGAUUUAAACCCUGGGUUUGAAGAUGCCUCCUUGAGUCUAAAACAGACUAUUCUUGACAAAGAGGAAAAACAAAAGAGAACUUAUUAAUUGAUCAACUGAAUACAUAAAAAUAUUUUUCCUGACUCUUGGUUGUCUUCAGUUCAUUUCAGUUGUUGAGGAAAGCGAUACAAAAUAAUUUACGUGUGAUUUGUCCUGCUCUGGUUUGUAAGUUCUUGAUUGUCUUGGAUAAAUAAUCAAAGUAGGUAUCUCAUAAUUGCAGAAUAAAUUAUUAUUUUAAAUCGUUAUGUAAUGUUGAACAAAAGGACAGCAUUAAAUCUGUCUAAGAUGCUGGUCAUUUUAUGUUGAAAUCUUUUAUAACAUAUACAGGGCUACUGGAAGUUCAGUAACCACAACUAAAAUCCUCGCUUUAAAGAGAUAUCUAGGUACUUUUGCAGAUUUAUUUAGACAGUCUUAAGUGCAGAAAAUAAUCAAAAUAUAUGGUAGGUUUCAGUUCAGGUAUUGAAACAUGAAAUAACAAUUUAUCUUAACAAUAAUGACACUCACAGCCUAUAUAUACAGAAGAGUAGAAGUCAGACUGAAGGAUAUACGUACGUUUUUAGGGUAUUCAACAAUCUUAGCGCUUUUUUUGUACUUGAAAAUUAAUUUGAAUUAACUCCUUACAGCAGUGUGUCUAAUGCCCGGUUAUAUGGUUGGUGAUGGAUAUUUUUUAAGAGUUUAGCCUUAGGUUUUUUACUUCACUAAAAUUGUUUUAUAGUCUAUUAGAAGGUUGCCUGUUAAUGUCAAAUAUACUGAUUGCAAAACUAAUGGAUGAAAGUAUAGAAACAAGUGUUUUAUUUUUUAUGACGGAAUGAGUAGUAAGCAGAUGCAUGCUUUUAAAUUUAGUAUGAUCUGCAAGAAGCCUCAAGAUUUGACUUGCUUAUGGUAAUUAUUGUGAGGUUUUUUUCUGUUUAUUGAAAAAGUCAGUAUAUUAAAUAAAAAUCUGCAUGAUGACACAUCUUUGU
Molecule: messenger RNA, 1488 nt
Organism: Alligator sinensis (Chinese alligator)
Lineage: Eukaryota; Metazoa; Chordata; Crocodylia; Alligatoridae
Gene: TTC32
Product: tetratricopeptide repeat domain 32
Exons: 3
Coding region: 131-574 (147 amino acids)
Molecular function (GO): protein binding
Source: RefSeq, a predicted model, not a curated record